Messenger RNA from Hordeum vulgare subsp. vulgare (domesticated barley), 741 nucleotides. RefSeq names its product protein app1-like. The transcript has a single exon. The coding region runs from base 53 to 532 and encodes 159 amino acids. The record is from RefSeq and is a predicted model, not a curated record. NCBI's taxonomy places the organism in Eukaryota, Viridiplantae, Streptophyta, Magnoliopsida, Poales, Poaceae.
CUUGCAGUCCCUUUCGUAGUAAACCAUCUCAGAGAAACUCUAGGAGCAAGCUAUGGCCUCCACCACGAGCUUCUUCGUCAUGAUCAUGGCGUGCACCCUCCUCGCCAGCACGACGUGCCAUGCCGCUCGCCACUUGGCCGACACCACCCCGGUGGCUACCACACCCGCUGCGGCUGCUGUCCCUGGCCUCCCGGCCGUUCCAACCAUGCCGUCGCUGCCACCGAUGCCGGCUGUGCCGACGGUGCCAGCCCUGACUGUGCCACCUAUGCCGACCUUGCCCACCGUGCCGCAGGUGACACUGCCGCCCAUGCCCGCUGUUCCUGCGAUGCCCAAGGUGACGAUGCCCCCAAUGCCCGCCAUCGUCGUGCCCAAGGUGACCAUGGCACCGAUGCCCGCCGUCGUCAUGCCUAAGGUGACGAUGCCGCCGAUGCCAGCCAUUCCUUCUAUGCCCAAGAUGACGUUGCCGCCGACGCCUUCUAUCCCGGCCGUCAACGUGCCUAUGCCGUUCCUGGCGCCGCCUCCAUCAACUUAAUUAAGGGUGCCACAUGCCUGGUGGUGCGUGCACCAUGUCGACGGUCACACACGCUCUCGUGUGCUAGUGGCUACAUCGCUUAAUUGGUUGCUCAUGUAGAGUACAGUAUUUGUUUUCGUGUUGUAUGCUUUACAUUUCAAUUCUCAGUUGUUAGUUACUAUGAGUUGAUUUUUAAGGGGCAUCCUUGUUCUACUACCUCCGUUAUGGUU